AGAAUUCCUCAGCCGGCGUCCACCCCACGAGAUCAGACUCUCUGCCCGGUCCACCUAUCCUCUCCUGUACUCGAUUACGUGCGUCAAGUUUAUCGAGGCUUCGGUGGCAGCUGACUAGUCACUGAGUUCACCAUGUCGACACUCCCACGGACUCCCCGGAGCAGGGGCUGCACACAGUGUAUACAGCGUCACGUAAAGUGCGACGGCCGACCAGACUACUGUAGACAAUGUGCCCGCUUUGGACUCCCUUGUUCCGGUCCUAUUCAGGGACCCAUCAUUCUCGACAUGUCUGCCAAAGUUAGUCGCCCACGCAAGAAACGACGCGCAACGUCUCGGGGCGUUGAUGAGAGACCGGACCGAUUGCAUGCAUCUACGGACGACAGCAACAGCGUAAUAUCAACAGAGGCCAGCAAUUCGAGUCCUCCGACGGAGGAUGAUCUCGCAGUGCGGUCGGAUGCAUCCCCCCUCAGUUGGGAUUGGCAAGCUGCCGCGCAGGACAGUCCAUUGCCAGACCAAAACCUCUCCAUGAUCAUCAUGGACAUCCUGGACAACAGGAGCUUCUUCGAGCAGUGUUUCGUGGAGAAGUUUGUCGAGUUGAGUACGAGUUCGAGGCUGGGCGUGAAUCCGAAGCGGCCACGAUCAUGGGUAUUUGUCCUUCCCGACCUCCUAUCAAACACCCACACCCCCUCUGUAAGAUUCUCGAUUCGAGCGGCCAGCUUGAUCUUUUUCGCGGUUUUUCAGCACAACAAGAGCGCCGAGGUCGAGGCUGUGCGUUGGUACCUGGCCGGCCUCGAAAGCCACCGUGGAUUCAUCCAGGGUUGCAGCAACACCGGCACAAAUUCAUUGACGCACAGGUCGGUGUCAAGCAGCCCGGACAUAUCGGUGCCGAUGAUGUUUCUCUACUUCGAGACGAUGAAGCGGACGUCCCUUGACGCCUGGGCUCACCAUAUUGCGGCGGCCGUCGCCACAGUCGAAGCCCAAGGCCCGGAUCAUUACCGUGUCGGCCAGGAUCACGCCAUGUUCAGAUCUCUUCGCACGUAUGCGGCUUUCAAGGCAUUUCUCAAGAACGACCCCUGCGGCUUCGCAUCGCAAGAGUGGUGUGACGUGCCCUUCCGAGACAGCACCAAGAUCGCCUACGACUUUCUAAUUGACGUCCUCCUCGCCGUCCCUCACCGGCUGAAGCUCACUUUGGUCCCCGGGGGCGACUUCCGGGACUGCCUGCACAGGAUCGCAGGUCUCGACGCCUCGGACCGGCAGACGCUGGAAAGGGAGACACUCGUGCUCCUCCAACGCCUGCAGAAUUGGUGGUGGCAUUUCACACGCGAGACCGGCGUCGUUGCCGGUCGGCCGACUGCAGACCUGACACGCUAUGCCGUCGACUCACUCGCGGAUCCGUCGCCUCCUGGACAGUGUGUCUUCCCCGACACCUUGACGGCGAAGACGGUCUCGCUGUACAAUUCCAUGAUGGUCAUCGUCUACUCCGUGCUGCUGACUCUCGAGGAGUGCGACCCGUCGGCCCUUGAGGGCGUGCUGUCGCCCAUUCCGCGCUACCGCUCCGAGAUCGAGCGCCACUCGUCCUCGGUGCUGAUGGCCGCCUGGUAUCAGAGCUGGCGCAAUCCCUACUGCGGCGAUGCGUUGCGGACGGGGUUCUCCCUAAAGAUCGUGUCGUGGCUGGGCGCGGACGAGGGGCAAAAAAAGGAAGCAGGCAGGAUGAUGGCUAUUUGGGGGAUGGAGAGCACCAUUGUGGGAGGGCCGGGGGACUGAUCUUCGAGACAGUAUAUAGCAUCUGGUUGAAUGGUCCAUGAUUCUAUGGAACAUGUACGAUUCAGCAAAGAUGAAUCCCCCAGAGUGUAUGAAAAUGACAUUGUAUAUUUGUCUAUCUUGCUCACGACCCUCCUUGAACGAGACACCAAACAGCACCU
Molecule: messenger RNA, 1922 nt
Organism: Cladophialophora immunda
Lineage: Eukaryota; Fungi; Ascomycota; Eurotiomycetes; Chaetothyriales; Herpotrichiellaceae
Exons: 3
Coding region: 133-1764 (543 amino acids)
Biological process (GO): regulation of DNA-templated transcription
Molecular function (GO): DNA-binding transcription factor activity, RNA polymerase II-specific; zinc ion binding
Source: RefSeq, a predicted model, not a curated record